AUUCUCAUUCCAUGGAGCUUUCGCCUUCCCCAUCUGCAUAACGGCGCCGUCAAAUUUCCCGUUACAGAUUCCCCGUCACUAUUAACGGACCCUGGACCACUUCCCGUCAUUCUCCUCCUCCUCCUUCUCUCACUCACUUUAAAAGGCUAGAAACCAAUCCUCACCGUUAAACGGACCCUCAUUAUCGUCGUCAUCCUCACAAACUAACAAAUCAUUCGGAAAAAAGAAGAGUAAACAAACAAAAAUGAAACGCAGCAAAAUCGAGUGGAAGUGCGAGAGAGUAGCUAGAGAGGAGAGAAUUAUGGUGAGGAACUGUGGAAGAAUUGCAGAGAUCACAGUAAUGGAGGUGGCGCCAGUAGGCGCGAAACCUAGAACUAGAGCUCGAGGUCUGGCAGUCGAAGCGACAACUACAAGCACGCCUACAGUGAAGAAAAGGAAGUUCGAAGACGGAGAAUUGCGGAUUUCAUCAUCCUACAUCCAGCCCAGAAGUCGAACAAUUGCCGUAGAAAAUUCAGUUUCCUCGCCGGACAUUAAGCUUGGUAACCCGCCGGCAGCUGAGGAUCAGUGUCUCAGCCCCAGCGCAGAUCAUGAUGGAAGCGUCUCCGUAUAUUGCAGCUCAAGUAACGGAUCAAGCGACAAAGUAGACAACACGAUCAAAUUCGUAGAUCUGGAGGAUGAUAGUGUUGAAGUUGAAACAUCGACGUAUUAUAGCUGCAGAGAAAGGAGGGAGACCACGCCGUCUAGCGAGCUACGAGAAGAAUCAGACGCCAUGGAUUCGGCAACAAAACCAUCUGAUACGGAAUCUCAAAGCAGAUCAACGGAGACGAAGAUGCCAACGGAAGAAGAACUGGAAGAAUUCUUUAAGUUCGAGCAGGAAAAGCAGCUCCAGAAAUUCACUCAGAAGUAUAACUUCGACUUUGCCAAGGAUGAGCCUUUGGAGGGACGUUACGAGUGGGUUCGACUAAAGCCAUGACGAAAAGGCCAACCGCCGAGAGAAAGGCAAAGCUAGCAAAGGGGAAAGCAAUUGGCGUUCUCUUUAAUAUUUAUUUAUAGCUUAGGUAUCACUGCAACUGUGCUACUAAUUUCAAACUUAGCUAUUUUCUAGGCUUUCGUUUUUCCUAAUUGCUAGCUAUUUGUUUCUUUAUUCCAAUUAUUGUAUAGGUCUUUUUUUUUUUAAUCAGAAAGUAGGAGAAGAAGCAAUGUGUUUGUUUCAAAGUACGAAUUUACAGACGUUAGAAGAAGCUUCUCUUCUCUGCAAAAACAAAAGAAUGAAUGCAGAAUUCACUUGAUAAGAAAAAACCGUUUAAUAACGAA
Molecule: messenger RNA, 1314 nt
Organism: Carica papaya (papaya)
Lineage: Eukaryota; Viridiplantae; Streptophyta; Magnoliopsida; Brassicales; Caricaceae
Product: cyclin-dependent kinase inhibitor 6-like
Biological process (GO): negative regulation of cyclin-dependent protein serine/threonine kinase activity
Cellular component (GO): nucleus
Molecular function (GO): cyclin-dependent protein serine/threonine kinase inhibitor activity
Source: RefSeq, a predicted model, not a curated record